Messenger RNA from Plenodomus lingam JN3, 1071 nucleotides. The record is from RefSeq and is a predicted model, not a curated record. Lineage: Eukaryota; Fungi; Ascomycota; Dothideomycetes; Pleosporales; Leptosphaeriaceae.
AUGCUCUCACGUCGCGUCUUCCAGCGGCUUACCGACAGCUUGCUGUUAGGACCUCAAUACCGGCCAACAGCCUCUUUCUGCCUUGUGCAACAAUGUUGCCAUUGCCCUCCUCGUAGUCGUUCGCCUGCCGUCUCUGCUCAACGUGCGUCUUCCUCUUCGACAAGAUGGAAGUCAAGGCAAGGCAAGGAUUUCUUUGCAAGAGAAGCACGAGUCCAAGGGCUCAAGAGUCGUGCUGCAUUCAAGUUGCUUGAACUUAACAAGAAACACAAGUUGUUCAAGCCUGGUCAGACGGUGGUCGAUCUGGGAUAUGCGCCAGGAUCAUGGUCGCAGGUUGCGGUGAACUGUACAGACCCAAAUGGACGUGUAAUUGGCAUCGAUAUUAUACCUGCACAGCCUCCGCGAGGCGUCUCGACCAUUCAGGGCAACUUUCUAUCGGCUGAGAUUCAGGAAGAAGUUCGGGCCUAUGUGCGGGAUCCCGAACUGGGUCGACCGCGAAGGACAUUCGCAUCCAACAACGAACAAGGACGAAUAGAAGCUGAAGUGGACGAAAUGGAGCGCGGCUAUAUCGACAUCGAGCGACAGGCACAUCUAGAGGGUGCGGAUGCAAAGACAAGUGAGCAGCCAGUAGACGAGGGGAGAACGGAGGAGGCGUCAAAGGCGAAGAUGUCUUUGAAGGAGCGGGAUACACGACAAGGAAGAGUUGUGGAUGUUGUACUCAGUGACAUGUCAGAACCCUGGGACCAGACGACGGGCUUCUACAAGAAGAGUCUUAGUGACCCUUAUUUUAGGAUGAUGAAUACCAGCGGAAACGGCUUCAGAGAUCACGCGGGCAGCAUGGAUCUGUGCAUGGCUGCUCUAACGUUUGCUUUCGAUACGCUCAAGACGGGCGGUCACUUCUUGUGCAAGUACUAUCAGGGUGCGGAAGAGAAGGCUUUGGAGACGAAACUGAAGCGAUUGUUCGCCCAGGUUUGUCGGGAAAAGCCAGACUCGUCGCGCAAUGAGUCCAAGGAGGCCUAUUUUGUGGCCCUGCGGCGUAAGGAGGCACCGACCAAGGAGGAUGUUUUUCGAUAG